AUGGAGUACUUGCCAUGUGGUGACCUACUUGGUUACCUCAGAAAAUGCCGAGGAGUGAGGGAUCGGUUUUAUCUUGGCGAGGGAAGAGCUCAGGAUUUGAACAACUACGAUCUCGUGUUGUUUGCCAAGCAAAUCGCCGCCGGCAUGGUGUUCCUUGGAACGCGAGGUAUUAUCCAUCGUGACCUGGCGGCUCGAAACAUUCUCCUCGAUAACAACUAUGUUUGCAAAGUGACGGACUUUGGUAUGGCAUAUCAAAGCUUCAAGUAUGGCCAUGGAAAUGCCAAAAAGGGACGUUUGCCAAUCAAAUGGACUGCACCAGAGAUUCUGCUAGGAGAGCUUGCUGGACUUUCCACCUUGAGUGACGUGUAUGUAUAG
Messenger RNA from Pocillopora damicornis (cauliflower coral), 375 nucleotides. RefSeq names its product fibroblast growth factor receptor 3. The record is from RefSeq and is a predicted model, not a curated record. Gene Ontology annotation, cellular component: plasma membrane; signaling receptor complex. Lineage: Eukaryota; Metazoa; Cnidaria; Anthozoa; Scleractinia; Pocilloporidae. Gene Ontology annotation, molecular function: transmembrane receptor protein tyrosine kinase activity; ATP binding. Gene Ontology annotation, biological process: positive regulation of kinase activity; cell surface receptor protein tyrosine kinase signaling pathway; multicellular organism development.